Molecule: messenger RNA, 4229 nt
Organism: Nothobranchius furzeri (turquoise killifish)
Lineage: Eukaryota; Metazoa; Chordata; Actinopteri; Cyprinodontiformes; Nothobranchiidae
Gene: map1sa
Product: microtubule-associated protein 1Sa
Biological process (GO): regulation of microtubule depolymerization; microtubule cytoskeleton organization; axonogenesis
Cellular component (GO): microtubule associated complex; dendrite; cytosol
Molecular function (GO): actin binding; microtubule binding
Source: RefSeq, a predicted model, not a curated record
ACCUUCCUCUAACGAUGACCUUUCACCUCCGGCUGUGUAGAGGAUGAUGGCGUCGGAGCGGGGUGGCGGGCCCGGUUCGUACCGGACCAUGGCGGCAGCGGAUUACUCCGUACUGGUUGUGGUGGGCUCGCUGCGAGCCGCCGGCCUUCUGGAGCGGAUCCUGCAGCAGAUAGAAACGGGUGUGCGCUGCUGGCACGUGGACCUGAAGGUCUCUGUUCUGGACCAGCAGCUGAAGCUCUUCGUAUCCAGACACUCAUCCUUCCUGUCCCAGGACAUCCCAGGUCAGCGGACGCUUCAGCACCACGGAGAGGUCCUUCACACGCAGGUUUUGGUGAAUCCAGUCAAAGAGAGGGUUUGCUCAGAGGUGCGGCGGCUGGUCUGUGACCCUUCUCCAGACAAACUGCUGAUCCUGGCUGGUCAGUGUGUGGAGGGCAGCGGGGACCUGGUUCUGCAGCAGGGCUGCUUCUCUUUUGCUGACUUCAUCCAGGUCUUUGCUGACGAGGAGGUCAGAGAACUUUGGGGCUCUGCUGGUCCGACGUUGGAGGCCCGCCUCACCCUCAGCUGUCCCAACUAUGGUCUUUGGAGAGACUCUGAGUGGCAGAAACACAACCUUCAGAACUUCAUCAGCAUUCGGAUCAACCCUAAACCCAUCCUUCCUGAAAUGGAAGGUCUGCAGGAGUUCACCGAGUACCUGUCCGAGUCCCUGGGUCCAGGGUUGCCCUUUGAACUUCUGGAGCCCCCUUGCACAGUGGGCUUCCUGAAACUGUCCCGACCCUGCUGCUAUGUCUUCCCUGGUGGGCGGGGCGACUCCGCCUUCUUUGCUGUCAACGGGUUUAACAUCCUGGUGAACGGAGGCUCAGACCCCCGCUCUUGUUUCUGGAAGCUGGUCCGACACCUGGACAGGGUGGAUGCGGUGCUGCUGACCCACAUGGGCGUGGACAACCUGCCCGGCCUGAACAGCUUGCUGCUAAGGAAAGUGGCCGAGCAGGACCAAGAGGCUGCUGGAGGCUUCUCUGCGGAUGAUUGGAUGAAGAACCUGAUCUCCCCGGAGAUUGGGGUGGUUUUCUUUAAUCCUCCAGACCUCCUGGAGCCCAUCCAGACUGAUCCGGGGGAGCUGCGGAGUCAAGAUGAGGCCGCUUCCACCAUGAAGCUCCUACAGAGGCUGACCAUCAAACCCGAACCUCUGAGCAGGCCUGAUGGACCCACCAUAGAACCAGUGAUCUUGUUUCAAAAGAUGGGGGUGGGGCGUCUGGAGCUGUACACCCUAAAUCCAGUUCUCGAUGAUCUGAAGCAGCUUUCUGCAGCCGGCGGACCGGACCUAAAGGGCUCUGACCCCCCAGGGCGCCUUGUCUCCAUUUGUGCCUUAUUGGUCUGGCAUCCAUCCAACUCUCAGGACCAGAUCAUUCGAGUUCUGUUCCCCGGGUGCACACCGCAACCCAAAAUCCUAGAAGCACUUGAAAAAGUCAAACAUCUGGACUUCCUUAAAUGUGCGUCUGUGUGUGUGAAGGACCUGGACGCAUCAAAAACCGAGAAGCAGCCAAAGCGUGUGGAGAGUGGAGAAAGCCUUAAGUCUCAGUCCAAGGAUCACAGACCAAGUGGUGUCCUGCAGAAGGACAAGCCUGGACGGGUGGAGGUGAAGACGAAGCCCAGAGCAGUUGCUCACAAUGUGUCCAAAGAAAGAAAAGAUCCAGAUGCCAAAGCCAAGACCACAAAACCAAGUCCAAAGAAAGAUGUGUCCAAAGAAGACAAGAAACACUUGAAGAACAAGGAUGUGAUGGUCUCCAAGGAGGUCGUGGAUAAAACGAAAGAAGCUACAAAGAAGGAAAUCGUAAGAAAGAUGAAAGAUUUUAAACCUGAACCAACAAAAGACCUGAAGCUGGAGAAGAAACCUGCGGUGAGAACGAGUGGAACCACAGCAGCUGCAGAUCUCAGGAAGGCCUCGGGGAGAGGUGAGACGGUAAAGAAGGAUGGGGCCUUCCCAAAGAGCAGAACUUUAAAGACGGGCUCAAAGGCACUGGCGCCUGAAGAUGACAACAACAACCAGAACACCGGUUCUAAAACGCCGCUCUCCGCCUCACAGAGCCCGGAAAACCUCCGCCCUGCAGGGACAGACCUGGGCGCUUUGGGUACCUCCUCGCCUUUCGCCAAAAUCCCAAAAGGUGAUCUCAGUGUGAACUUUGACCUCACUCUGACUUCAUACCUGCAGAUACAGGGAUCUCCAUUCGUCCAAACGGAUGCAUGUGCCAGCUCAGAGGAGAAGACUUUGGACCUGGUCUCCUCUGCAGAUUCUGCUCCAAACAGCGCUGGACACACCCCAUUCCAUCAGUCCCCUGUGGACGACACUCUGGGCUUUGGGGCUAGAGGCUCCAGUCUGGGCUUUGAGGACUACGAUCAGGGAGGUUCUUGUAAAACGUCAGACUUGAGUUCCCUUAGGGAAGGUCUGGAGAACUCCCUGUCCUCUCAGGAUAAACCAUCCAGCCUCCUGAGAGAGGCGAUGCCUGACUCCUCCCCCACCAUGGCGUCCAUGCCAGCUGGGGUCGGCUCGCCUCGCUCCUCGGAGGUCGAGAAUUCCUUCUCUGAACAAGUUCUUCCACCUGCAGCCAAGUCCUGCUCCAGUGGACACAUUGGUGCCGCUGAUGUGACUUUACCAGUCAGACCCACCCAGAACGGAUGCUGCGGAGCCCAGGACCACGUCCGCGGGCUAGCAGAAUUCAGUUCGGAUGUGCCACACGAUGUUGACCUGUGCCUGGUGUCCCCCUGUGAGUUUCAACAUCCAAGAGUUCUGGAGACCCCCCAGCAGCCCACAAGCCCUGGACACCCCUUGGAGAACAACAGCCUGUCCCAGGACCAUAGCAGCGACUGUCCCUCGGCCUGUAGUCAGCAGACCCCGCCCACAUCACUCAGUGAUUACCUGCCUACAGCCACAGACUCUGAUGUUCCCUUGGAGACCGAGGACUCUUCUUCCAUCAGUGCAGAUGUCAAUGAUGAAGGUGACACCAACAGCCUCGUCCUCCCUGGUCAGAACCACCAUCAUUCCAGUCCAGUCUUUAUCCAUGACCCGUCAUCGGCUCCAGGUAAAGACCUACCUCCCCUGCCACCCCAACCUGGAGCCUGUAUGACUGACCCGGAGGCAGACAAGAGCCUCAGGACCUCCGGUACCAAGAAGAAACCGCUGCAGAGAACCGUCUCCGCUCAGAGCGGGAUGUCAAAGUCCAAAGCCGGGUCCUCCGGAAUGCUGAAGACGAGCCUGGAUACUAAACCGUCCUCUCGAGGCUCUCUUGGUGGAGCCAAAGUUGGAUCUGCAAAACUACAGUCUUCAGGUUCUAGGCCCACCAGUUCUGACAGUACUGUGGUCUACGUGGACCUGGCCUACCUGCCCUCUGGGUCAGCGUCAUCUAGUGUGGACAAAAACCUGUUCAGGUGUCUGCGUUCCUCCUACUACAUCGUCAGUGGAGAUGACCCUGUGAAGGAGGAGGUGAUGAGGAGCAUCUUAGACUCCCUGCUGGAGGGGAAGAGCAGCUGGUCCAGUGUCCCAACGACCCUCAUCCCAACCUUUGAUUCGCCAGUGAUGCAUCAGUGGUACCAGGAGACCCUGGAGCGUCAGCGGGAGCUGCUGAUCACGGUUCUGGGCAGCAAUAGCACCGUCGCCAUGCAGGACGAGACCUUCCCUGCCUGCAAGGUGGAGUUCUGAGCUGAGGCUCCACCCAUCUGCCCUGUGACCUCACACCGGACCAAUGCUGCUGUCGUUCAGUGAGCUUGCUCAGGUAUAAAUAGUAUACCUGAAGCUUUCCUCACCUGCUGGAUCAGAACCACAUGCUCAGAACACUGAGCCAAACCAGAAUGGAUCUGAAAGGUGAUUGAAGCACCUGAGUAGUUAAAACGCAAUGAUCUGGUCUUAGUUUAACCUGGUCCAAUUUAACCCUGGUCUGGUUUAAACUGGUCCGGUUUUACCCUGGUCUGGUUUAACCUGGUCCAAUUUAACCCUGGUCUGGUUUAAACUGGUCCGGUUUUACCCUGGUCUGGUUUAACCUGGUCCAAUUUAACCCUGGUCUGGUUUAACCUGGUCCGGUUUUACCCUGGUCUGGUUUAACCUGGUCCAAUUUAACCCUGGUCUGGUUUAAACUGGUCCAAUUUAACCCUGGUCUGGUUUAAACUGGUCCAAUUUAACCCUGGUCUGGUUUAAACUGGUCCGGUUUUACCCUGGUCUGGUUUAAACUGGUCCAAUUUAA